UAACAUUUCAUGGCCAUGAUAACCAAUCUUUUUGCAAUGGCCACUACAAGUUCUCUCUCUAUGUCUUUUCCCGGUUUCAAACUAAAACUUUGUCUGACUUUGAUUGCAUGUGUUGUUGGUUUUACUUCAGCUCAGUUAUCUACUAAAUUCUACGAAAAAAGUUGCCCUGGUGCUCUUGUCACCAUAAGGAAAGCAGUUAAACAAGCUGUGCAGAAUGAGUCUCGCAUGGGAGCAUCCCUGCUCCGACUGCAUUUCCAUGAUUGCUUCGUUCAAGGAUGUGAUGCAUCAGUGUUGUUAGACGACACGGAUACUUUCACUGGGGAGAAGAAUUCAUUUCCAAAUGCUAACUCUCUCAGGGGUUUUGAUGUGAUAGAUAGCAUAAAAUCAGAUUUGGAGAACAUGUGCAAAGGUGUUGUCUCUUGUGCCGACAUCUUAGCCGUUGCUGCCAGAGACGCUGUUUUUGAACUUGGUGGACCAAGAUGGGAAGUACCAUUAGGAAGAAGAGAUUCAACCACAGCAAGUUUAGCCGAAUCCAACUCAGACUUACCAGCUCCUUUUUUCGAUCUUGAUGGCCUCGCCAGUGCUUUCGCCAAGAAAAAUUUCACUGUGAAAGAACUAGUUGCUUUAUCAGGUGGUCACUCGGUAGGACUGGUGAGGUGCCGUUUCUUCAGAAAGAGGAUUUAUAACGAGAGCAACAUCGACACGACAUUUGCAGAGGAUAGGCGACAAGAUUGUCCCUUCGAAGGUGGUGACAACAACUUAACUGCUUUCGAUUCGACCACUCCUUUCAGAUUUGACAAUGCGUUUUACAAGAACUUGUUGGUGCAAAAGGGUCUUGUCCACUCCGAUCAACAACUCUUCAACGACGUCAAUGGAACUGAUAGCCCCACAAAGGAUCAAGUAAUUCGUUAUGCCAGAGACAUGGGUAAAUUCAAGAAGGAUUUUGCAGAUGCAAUGUUGAAGAUGAGCAUCAUGACCCCACUUACUGGUUCAGACGGUGAGAUCAGGCAAAACUGCAGGGUUGUUAAUCCUCCUUCAACCUGAUCAACUUCAUCUUCAACUUCAUAUUCAACUAUACUCUCUCUCAUGAUUAUUAUUAUAUGUAAUGUUAAUAUUCAAUGCAUGAUGUGUUCUUCAAAUAAAGCUUUCUUCUUUCGUGUGUUUCUCACCUUCAACUGUAAUCUAAUGAAAUUUCUUAACUAAAUACCAGUUGAUUCUCCCCUGA
Vigna unguiculata (cowpea) is the source of this 1225-nucleotide messenger RNA. RefSeq names its product cationic peroxidase 1-like. The record is from RefSeq and is a predicted model, not a curated record. Lineage: Eukaryota; Viridiplantae; Streptophyta; Magnoliopsida; Fabales; Fabaceae. Gene Ontology annotation, molecular function: heme binding; peroxidase activity. Gene Ontology annotation, biological process: hydrogen peroxide catabolic process; response to oxidative stress.